UUUUUUUUUCUUCUCCCCUUCUUCUUUCCUAUUCCAGAGCUUCUCCUACUCCACAGAGGAAAUCUCAUCCAGGGCCAUGAUACGACUUCCCCAUCAUCUGUGUGCUGCUUGGUUAAGCUAAUGCUGUGAGAGCCCUGGUCCCUUGGGGAGGAAUCAAGCUGACUCCUGGCAUGAGGCCCCUGCCUUGCAGGGGUUGAAAGGGACACUGCUAUGACUUCUCUGGAUGACCCUGGGGAAGUGAGGGAGGGCUUCCUUUGCCCUUUGUGCCUGAAGAACCUGCAGUCUUUCUAUCAGCUUCAGUCACAUUAUGAGGAAGAGCACUCUGGGGAAGACCGUGAUGUCAAAGGGCAAAUUAAAAGUCUUGUCCAGAAGGCUAAGAAAGCCAAGAACAGGCUGUUGAAACGAGAAGGAGAUGACCGAGCAGAAUCAGGGACGCAAGGAUAUGAGUCUUUCAGUUAUGGAGGGGUUGACCCUUACAUGUGGGAACCCCAGGAAUUAGGUGCUGUGAGAAGCCAUCUUUCUGACUUCAAAAAACACCGAGCUGCCAGAAUUGACCACUAUGUUGUUGAAGUCAAUAAAUUAAUAAUCAGGUUAGAGAAGCUCACUGCCUUUGAUAGAACGAAUACUGAGUCCGCUAAGAUACGAGCAAUAGAAAAGUCCGUGGUGCCUUGGGUCAACGACCAGGAUGUCCCUUUCUGUCCAGACUGUGGGAAUAAGUUCAGCAUCCGUAACCGCCGCCACCACUGCCGCCUCUGUGGGUCUAUUAUGUGCAAGAAGUGUAUGGAGCUCAUCAGCCUCCCUUUUGCAAACAAGCUCACCAGUGCCAGCAAAGAUUCCCUGAGCACCCACACCAGCCCCAGCCAGUCACCCAACAGUGUCCAUGGCUCCCGCCGGGGCAGUAUCAGCAGCGUGAGCAGUGUAAGCUCCGUCCUGGAUGAAAAGGAUGACGACCGGAUCCGCUGCUGUACACACUGCAAGGACACGCUGCUCAAGAGAGAGCAGCAGAUUGAUGAGAAGGAGCACACCCCCGACAUUGUAAAGCUCUAUGAGAAAUUACGACUUUGCAUGGAGAAAGUUGACCAAAAAGCUCCUGAAUACAUCAGGAUGGCAGCAUCAUUAAAUGCUGGGGAGACAACCUACAAUCUGGAACAUGCCGGUGACCUUCGAGUGGAAGUGCAGAAAGUGUACGAACUCAUAGAUGCUUUAAGUAAGAAGAUCUUAACCUUAGGCUUGAACCAGGACCCACCACCACAUCCAAACACUUUGCGGCUGCAGAGGAUGAUCAGAUACUCAGCUACACUUUUUGUGCAGGAAAAGCUGCUGGGUUUGAUGUCACUGCCAACCAGAGAACAGUUUGAGGAACUGAAAAAGAAAAGACAACAGGAAAUGGAGAGGAAGAAGAUCCUGGAGAGACAGGUUGACCUGGAAUCCCAGCGACGGUUUGAGGAAAGGCGGAGUGACCUGGCGUCUCGUGCGGCCAAUGGGGAGGUGGUGUCCCUUCGAGGGGGACCUGCCCCCCUGAGAAAGGCUGAGGGCUGGCUCCCACUGUCAGGAAGUCAGGGGCAGAGUGAAGACUCAGACCCCCUUCUCCAGCAGAUCCACAACAUCACAUCCUUUAUUAGACAGGCCAAGGCUGCCGGGCGGACGGACGAAGUACGCACGCUGCAGGAGAACCUGCGGCAGCUGCAGGAUGAGUAUGACCAGCAGCAGACAGAGAAGGCCAUUGAGCUGUCCCGGAGGCAGGCCGAGGAGGAGGACCUGCAGCGGGAACAGCUGCAGAGGCUUUGUGAACGGGAGUGGGAACGAGAGAGGGAGCAGUUCCGGGCUGCGUCUCUACAUACACGGACUCGGUCCCUAGACUUCCGAGAAAUCAGGCCUUUUCAGCUGGAGCCUAGUAGGGAGCCUCCUACCCACCUUGCUUAUGCUUUGGAUCUAGGCUCUUCCUCGGUUCAGAGCAGUGCAGCCUUGGAGACCCCUUCGCCCAUCUCAACUCUCGAGCCAGCCAGAGUGUGGUCUGGGCCUCCAGCCAUCGGGCAGGAAUUCUUCCCCCAGAGCAUCAUGUCACAGCAAAAUGAGCUGGCCUCCCUGAACCCCUUCGAUGAGGAAGACCCCUCCAGCCCCACAGCAGAGGGCACUACCAGCCCUCCUGCUACAGAGCCUUCCUUUGGCCCUUCAGCCUACAUCCUCAAAGAAUACAAUCCUUUUGAGGAGGAAGAAGAGGAGGGUGUAGCAGGGAAUCCUUUCACUAACCCAGAUGGUCCAGCACCCAACCCCUUCGAUGAGGAAGAUGAGGAUCCCCACCAGAGGCCCUCAAGCCCUCCUGUUCCUGGCAACCCCUUUGAGGAAGGCACCUGUACCAACCCCUUUGAGAUGGACAGUGACAGUGAGCCCGAGGGCGAGGAGCCCAUAGAGGAGGAGCUCCUCCUCCAGCAGAUUGAUAACAUCAAGGCGUACAUUUUUGAUGCCAAGCAGUGUGGCCGCCUGGAUGAGGUGGAAGUGCUGACGGAGAACCUGAGGGAGCUGAAGCGCACCCUGGCCAAACAGAAAGGGGGCACCCACUGACCCCACUGACUGUGGGCAGGGCGUCUUUGGGCCCAGGGCAGGAGCCUGUGGAGCAGGACGGCGCUGGUGGGCCCAAUGAGGGAAGAAGAAGGGUGACACGUAGGACACACAGAGGUUAGGGCAGGGAAUCUGCUGCUUCGUGCUGUGCACUUGGAGGUUUUUUCCACUACAGUUGGAUAAUAAAGUAAAAACCAGAACAGGAAGAAUCAGCAUUCAUGUGCUGUAUUUCCUGUUUUUUUUUCUAAUUUUUUUUUUUUUUUU
Enhydra lutris kenyoni (northern sea otter) is the source of this 2823-nucleotide messenger RNA. RefSeq names its product rabenosyn, RAB effector. Lineage: Eukaryota; Metazoa; Chordata; Mammalia; Carnivora; Mustelidae. The record is from RefSeq and is a predicted model, not a curated record. The coding region runs from base 211 to 2562 and encodes 783 amino acids. Gene Ontology annotation, molecular function: metal ion binding. The transcript has 11 exons.